AUGCGUAAUUUUAUAAAGUCAUUUAUAAAAUCUUGUAUUGAAUGUGGUUACAAUAAACAACGUAGUGGUAAACAUGAAGGCGAAUACCAUUAUGAGGAAAUGGAAGCAACACCUUUUAAGACGGUUCAUUUGGAUCAUCUUGGUCCAUUCCCAAAAAGUAAAAAGCAAAAUGAGCAUAUAUUAGUUUUUGUGGACUCAUUUACGAAGUUCACAAUUGUGAGAGCUGUAAGAAGCACAGCAACACGACAUGUUAUUGGAUUACUAAAUGAGGUGAGCAGUUACUUUGGUGUACCAGCGAGAAUAGUGACCGAUCGAGGGACAGCGUUUACGUCUAACGAUUUCCAGAAAUACUGCAAAGAUAACGACAUUAAACAUAUACUUAAUGCCGUAAGAACACCACGAGCGAAUGGUCAUGCAGAAAGAGCUAAUCGUACGAUCAUGAGUAUUACUUCCGUCGACAAGCGAGAACAAAUGUUGGGAUGA
Molecule: messenger RNA, 483 nt
Organism: Anastrepha obliqua
Lineage: Eukaryota; Metazoa; Arthropoda; Insecta; Diptera; Tephritidae
Exons: 1
Coding region: 1-483 (160 amino acids)
Biological process (GO): DNA integration
Molecular function (GO): nucleic acid binding
Source: RefSeq, a predicted model, not a curated record